AUGCAAACUAUGCUUAUAGUAGGUUUUAUAUGGAUUCUAGCAAGUAUUUCUUAUUGUAGUGGAGAUACAUGCUAUUGCAGAUGCUGUGCCGGUAAUUUUUGUACACCAACUUUACAAGGCACCGUUAUUAUUCCAUCAUGUGGCUCAUCUUGCAAAUCUGAAUGUCAAAGCAAAUAUCCAACACAAUGUACAAGUGGAUCCGGUAGUGCCAAUUAUCAAUGUACGAGUGGUGGUGGUGGCGGUAGCAGUGAAACUCCUAAUUGGACUGGUACAUUUGUUGUACAAAACAGAUGUGACAAAAUUUCCUGUUGUUGUCCUGCUAACGAGAUAGUUCUUUCAUCUGCAAGUACAAGUACAUUGCGUAUUCAAAGUCGAUUUACAUGUUUUGAUGCAACAUUUUGGGUUAACGACACCAUUCAGACUCCUAGUGGUUUCAGUACCACGCUAUUAUUAGCUGGAGAUCCAAUUCAUAUUACAAUUAGUCAAGACAGUCGUACGAUUCAAUUGAAUAAUGCAGUAUCUCCUGAAUGUAGCGAAGUUGCUGUACGAAAUGGACCUCUAUCGAGCUCAGCGACUGGUGCUAAAGGUAGUUCCGAUGAAAUGCAUAGUUUUAGUAUGAAAAUUAUACACCAAGAAUAUACAACUGAUGGUAUUCAAAUAAAUUUGAAUUUUGCUAAUCUAAAGAAUGAUGAUUGGCCUAUUGUACUCGAACAAAUACAAAAUAAAGAUUAUCCUUUACGAGGUUUAUCAUUAUCAUGGGAUGCAACUAGUAAUAAAAUAAUCGAGCCUGGUUUUAUUCAAUUUAUUAAAAUAAUUGAAAAUCAUACAACAUUGAUUCAUUUCAAAAUCAGAUUAUAUUCCAUUUCUGAUAAUACGAAAACAAAUUUUUUAUUAGGCGCAUUGAAAAAGAAUCGUUCGAUCAAAAAUUUAUCGGUAAAUGCAACUGACGUUAAUCAACAAACAACAAAAGCAUUUUCAGAAGUAUUGAAGGAUAAUCAAUCGAUACUUUCACUCGAUUUUUAUAACUGUAAUUAUGCCGAUCCUCGUGAACCUGCAUAUCCUAUGUUCGAUGAUUGUGCUACUAAUUUAUCUCAUUCAUUACCUACAAGCGUUCUUCAACGACUUAAAAUUGGUGAUAUUGAUGAUAGAACCUUCAAGAUAUUACUGCCAUCAUUAGUAAAAACGUUGCAUGUUCUUGAUGUAUCUGGAAACACGAAUUAUACACCAGAUAUUUCUACCUUCCAAUCUCAUCUUCAAUCAAAUGAUAAUACCCUGAAAGUAUUAAUUCUCAAUUCUUCCGGAUUUGAGAAAUUCAAACAAUCGGAAUUGUCUUCAAAAAUUCACAUUGUUAAUCGUAAUAGUUUUCUAGGCAAUUUAUUUUCUCUCGAAGGUCCUAUUUCUAUAAUACCACAUACAGUGAAUAAAACUGAUUGGCCUAUAUUAUUGACGGAAUUAACAAAGGAUAUUAAUAGUUUACGUGAAGUGGAUUUAAAUUUAUCUAAUGGAUGUGAUGAAAAUUCUAUGAAUUAUUUAGAAAAUUUAUUAGGUACCCAAUCGCAAUUGAAGAAUUUGAAAAUAAGUGGUACAUCAUUAAAUCAAUCAAUUCAAGAAAAAUUAUUUCAAAUAUUGAGAAAAAACAAAUCGAUUAUUAAAUUUGAAAUGAAUACAAAAAUUGAAUUAAAUAUUCUCAAAUAUUUGAUCGAUUUUUUGGCAAAAAAUAAUAACAUUGCUCAUUUGAAAUUUUACGAAUGUUCAAAUCUGGGUGAUCAAGAAGCGAUUGUGCUAGCUGAUGGUUUAAAAAUGGCUACGAAUUUAAAAAGUUUUCAAGUGAAUAACAGUGACAUAGGUAAUAGUGGAUUUCAAGCUAUUCUCUCGUCUUUACCAGAUUCAUUAAUUGUAUUACACUUUACACAUAGUUGUCUAAAUGCAAAAAUUUUACCUUGGUUUGGGAAUUUUAUCAAAACUCAUCCAAAGAUUAAAGAUAUUUCUCUCGAAAAUAAUCCUAUAACUCUUAACAGUGCACCUGAAUUAGAUGUAGCUGGUUUAAUUGAUCAAAUAUUAAAAAUUACAAAUGCCAAUCAGUGCAAUUGUUAUUUGGAAAUCUAUACAAAAAUUCAAGAUAUAAUUUCAAAUACACCAAUUGGUUGCAUUUGGUUACCUAGAGAACAUAGACGAGAUUAUGAUUUACUCGAAUUAUACAAUGAAAUGAAGAAAAAUCCAACGAAAUAUUGGUCAAUAAAUAUGAAAACUAAUUCUAAUAUGUCACUUCAUGCAUAUGAUAUUUUUCUUGAUAUUCUCAAUUGUGAUAUUCGUGUUGCUGAACUUCAUCUUGGAGAGAACGAUAUGAACGAAGAAGUACAAAAAUAUUUUUUCAAAGAUUUUCGUGAUAAUAAUACAGUGGAACGUUUAGAAAUAUCACAAAAUAAACUUUGCAGUCAAGCUAUGAAAUAUAUUGGAUCUUUUCUAAAACACAGUUCCAAAAUUUGCAUAUUUAAAUUACGUAAAUGUCAAAUUGAUAGUGAAGGUAUUCGUUGUUUAUGCGAAGGCUUGUCUGAAAGCCGUUUAUAUAAAUUAUCUUUAUACGAAAAUCCACUUGAUGAUGAUUCCUGCGCAAGAAUUCUUUCAUCUAUUCCUCCUUCAUUGAAAUCAUUAUCACUUGCAUCUGAUGAGAUAUCGGAAUCAUCCUUUCAAGCAAUUAUUGAUUUUUUGAAUACAAAUAAAACAUUAGAAACACUUAAUCUGAUGUACAAUCCAGUUUAUGAUAAUCGUGUAGAUCAAUUAAAACGCGUAGCAAGUCAAAAUGGUAUUUGCAAAUUUUCCACAGAUAUUGAAUAA
This is a messenger RNA of Adineta steineri, 2835 nucleotides long. The record is from the annotation of a GenBank genome assembly. Lineage: Eukaryota; Metazoa; Rotifera; Eurotatoria; Adinetida; Adinetidae.